UCCGGCAUGGCGGCGGCGGGGGGAGCGGAGCCCGGCGGCGGCGGCGAUGGCGGCGGCGGCGGCGCGGGCCUGGCCCUGGCCCUGGCAGAGGGCGGCGCCGGGCGGGCGGCCCGCGUCGGGGACCCGGGGGACCUGGUGGCCCUGGCCCGGCAGCUGCAGCAGGCGGGUGACUUCGUCCGAGCGAACGCCUGCAACCGCCUGACCGUCAUCGCCGAGCAGAUCCGGUAUUUGCAGGAGCAGGCUCGGAAGGUAUUGGAGGAAGCUAACAGAGACGCUGACCUGCACCACGUGGCCUGCAACUUUGUGAAGAAGCCAGGAAACGUUUACUACCUGUAUAGGCGGGAGAGUGGCCAAAGAUACUUCUCCCUCCUGUCUCCUAAGGAGUGGGGGACCAGUCCCCACGAGUUUCUCGGUGCCUAUAAGCUCCAGCAUGACAUGUCCUGGACUGCGUUUGAGGACAUCGAGAGGCGAGAUGCUGAAAUAAACAUCCUGGACAAGCUGCUGAGCCGGCAGGCGGUGCUGCCCCCGUGUACAGAGCCCAACUUCCAGGGUCUCACCAAGUGAUGCGAACUGUGGUGACCACGCGGGACCUCUGAGCAGAUGGGCAGUGUCUGGGUGCUGCCAAAGGCAGGGCAAGGAAAGAGACCAGGAAACAAACAUGCUGAUGCUGCAAGUACUUGCUCUGCGCUUUAAUGAGACUAAUUCUGAAUUCAGUCUUACUGGA
Molecule: messenger RNA, 724 nt
Organism: Cygnus atratus (black swan)
Lineage: Eukaryota; Metazoa; Chordata; Aves; Anseriformes; Anatidae
Gene: C21H1orf50
Product: chromosome 21 C1orf50 homolog
Exons: 4
Coding region: 7-564 (185 amino acids)
Source: RefSeq, a predicted model, not a curated record